AUGUUCGGCACAAUUGCUUUGGUCAGUAAUUUGGUACGUCAUGACCUCAAAUUUGGGGUCAUCACUGGGAUCUAUAGCAUUACUAUAACCACAGUAAUUUUGUUGAUGACGAUAGCUUCAGCUCUGCAUCACUGGUAUCGAUCGUAUUUGGAGGUCGACGAAGAUGCUCAUGAAACCAACCCGGAAUCAGAGGGUGGUGCGGACCUCCAGAUAUCAAUCCCAAAUUUGGGAUCUGAAUGCCACCGGAUGCUAAAUAGUGUGUUAAACUUUCGAUCGCUAAAAUCAAGCUGUGUUAUAUGGGGAAUUUGUGCAACUUCGACGCGAGUCUAUAUUGAUUUGGCUGCCGGUUUGGCUGCAGAGAAUAUGGGUGGCAAUCCCAAUUCCAAAGCUGGACUCAUGACUUGGUUCUUUUGGUUGUAUUGCGGAUUCCAGAUGCUACCACUACUCAGCUGCUGA
Messenger RNA from Botrytis porri, 456 nucleotides. RefSeq lists its product as uncharacterized. The coding region runs from base 1 to 456 and encodes 151 amino acids. The transcript has a single exon. NCBI's taxonomy places the organism in Eukaryota, Fungi, Ascomycota, Leotiomycetes, Helotiales, Sclerotiniaceae. The record is from RefSeq and is a predicted model, not a curated record.